AUUCCCUCCACCACCUCCUCCCUCGCGCUCCUCCCUCCCCCAUCACACAUCCCACCACCACCACCACCACCACCCGCUUCCGUACGCAAUUAUUCCCCCCUCGCACACACCCGGCCGCGGCGCCGCCACCACCACCACCACACCCCGAUGGGCGACUCCUCGGUGGCCCCCGCCGGCGCGCUCGUGCCGUCGGUGCCCAAGCCGGAGCACGCGCCGUCCGGGGGCGACCCGGCGGCCCAGCUCCAGGCCCUGGCGGCGGCGGCGGACGACGCGUGCGCGGGCGCCUCGCCGUCGUCGUCGCCGGAGGCGGCGGAGGGGGCGGAGGCGGAUGCAGCGGGGGACAGGGACCUGCUCUGCCCGAUCUGCAUGGGGCUCAUCAAGGACGCCUUCCUCACCGCCUGCGGCCACAGCUUCUGCUACAUGUGCAUCGUCACGCACCUCAACCACAAGAGCGACUGCCCCUGCUGCGCCAACUACCUCACCAAGGCGCAGCUCUACCCCAACUUCCUCCUCGACAAGGUCGUGAAGAAAAUGUCGGCCCGGCAAGUUGCGAAAACAGCAUCUCCCAUUGAUCAAUUCCGACAUGUUGUGCAACAGGGAAAUGACAUGACAGUUAAAGAGCUAGACAGCCUUAUGACUUUGAUUGCUGAGAAGAAGAGGCAAAUGGAACAACAAGAGUCAGAGACAAAUAUGCAAAUAUUGCUAGUCUUCUUGCACUGCCUUAGAAAGCAAAAGCUUGAAGAGUUGAAUGAGAUUCAAACUGACCUGCAGUACAUCAAAGAUGAUAUAAGCAGUGUGGAGAGACAUAGGUUAGAUCUGUAUCGAACAAAAGAAAGGUACUCCAUGAGGCUGCGCAUGCUUUUGGAUGAACCUGCUGCAUCAAAGAUGUGGCCUUCGCCUAUGGACAAACCUAGUAGUCCCUUUGUUCCCAACUCUCGGGCACCACCUAGCACAUCAUCUCCAGGGGGGUUAAAUAAUAGGAGGUUUGAUUUGAGAGCACCGGCAAGCCAUCAAGGACAUCAAAGAAGAGAUGCCCUUGCUAGCUCAGACCCUCCCAAUCCCCCUCUACAGUCGGGUAAUGUUAUUGCUCGGAAGAGGCGAGUUCAAGCGCAGUUUAACGAGCUUCAAGAAUACUAUUUGCAAAGACGGCGUACUGGAGCGCAGUCUCACAGGCAGGAGGAUGCUGUUACGAUGAAUAGAGAAGGUUAUCAUGAAGGUCUUGAAGAUUUUCAGUCUGUGCUUACAACAUUCACUCGAUAUAGUCGCUUACGUGUAAUUGCGGAACUUAGACAUGGAGAUCUGUUCCACUCAGCAAAUAUUGUAUCCAGUAUCGAAUUUGACCGUGAUGAUGAGCUAUUCGCUACUGCUGGAGUCUCGAAGCGUAUUAAAGUCUUCGAAUUUUCUACAGUUGUUAAUGAGCCAUCAGAUGUCCACUGUCCAGUUGUUGAAAUGGCUACCAGAUCUAAACUCAGCUGCCUUAGCUGGAACAAGUACUCAAAAAAUGUUAUAGCAAGUAGUGAUUAUGAAGGCAUAGUUACUGUUUGGGAUGUUCAAACCCGCCAGAGUGUAAUGGAGUAUGAAGAGCAUGAGAAAAGAGCAUGGAGUGUUGAUUUUUCACGUACAGAGCCCAAGAUGCUAGUAUCUGGUAGUGAUGAUUGCAAGGUCAAAGUGUGGUGCACAAAUCAGGAAGCAAGUGCCAUUAACAUUGAUAUGAAGGCAAAUAUUUGCUCUGUUAAAUAUAAUCCUGGAUCGAGCUACUAUGUCGCAGUCGGAUCUGCUGAUCACCAUAUUCAUUAUUUUGAUUUACGAAAUCCAAGUGCACCUCUCCAUGUUUUUGGUGGGCACAAGAAAGCUGUUUCUUAUGUGAAAUUCUUAUCAAAUAAUGAGCUUGCAUCUGCAUCGACCGAUAGCACGUUACGGUUAUGGGAUGUCAAGGACAAUUGCCCACUAAGGACUUUCAGAGGGCACAAAAAUGAGAAGAACUUCGUAGGACUAUCUGUAAAUAACGAAUAUAUUGCUUGCGGGAGUGAAACAAAUGAGGUUUUUGUUUACCACAAGGCUAUCUCAAAACCUGCUUCCAGCCAUCGGUUUCUAUCCACGGACCUGGACGACGCCGAGGAUGAUCCCGGGUCUUAUUUCAUCAGCGCUGUCUGCUGGAAGAGCGAUAGCCCUACUAUGCUAACUGCUAACAGCCAGGGGACCAUUAAAGUUCUCGUGCUCGCCCCUUGAGUGUGAUCAGGGGAGAUCUGUAGCUAGCUUGUAUAUCCUAUGUAUCCCGUCGUUUCAUUGUUGUGCCAUUAUAUGUCCCGAAGUGGGAGUGGAGGCAUAUUGAUCUCCAGCCUAGGGUGCGAAAUUUUUGUGGAGGUAAUCGUCUGACGUAGGGUUCCAAGGGCUCGGAAUGUGCAUAGUGGGGGUGACCCUGUUGUAUAGGUGCAAAGCAGUCGGCUUGUCUAUUAUAGUACUACUACAUCUGUAACGUGAGAAAUAAAUCUUGAAUAAAGAGUCCGGCUUGGUUUCUGAGUGA
This is a messenger RNA of Triticum dicoccoides, 2524 nucleotides long. RefSeq names its product E3 ubiquitin-protein ligase COP1-like. Lineage: Eukaryota; Viridiplantae; Streptophyta; Magnoliopsida; Poales; Poaceae. The coding region runs from base 148 to 2229 and encodes 693 amino acids. Gene Ontology annotation, biological process: proteasome-mediated ubiquitin-dependent protein catabolic process. The transcript has 13 exons. The record is from RefSeq and is a predicted model, not a curated record. Gene Ontology annotation, molecular function: protein binding; ubiquitin protein ligase activity.